Messenger RNA from Etheostoma cragini (Arkansas darter), 736 nucleotides. It is a transcript of the gene blcap, whose product is annotated as bladder cancer associated protein. NCBI's taxonomy places the organism in Eukaryota, Metazoa, Chordata, Actinopteri, Perciformes, Percidae. The transcript has 2 exons. The record is from RefSeq and is a predicted model, not a curated record. The coding region runs from base 465 to 728 and encodes 87 amino acids.
ACAGUCUACACAGUCUGGGGGGAAACAAGUAGCCUACAUGCUAAAAGUAUUUAUUUAUUUAUUUCUUAGUGUUAGUUGUCUGCGGUCAUGCGGUCACGCGCUCCUGUACAGUAGGUGGCAGCAUGCCCCUCAAACGUUGGUUUCUAGACCGAUAAUAAAGCUGAAGAAGAAGAAGAAAGAAUCCGCUACGUACGCAGUCAGUUAUUGAAACAGAAAUGGUGUUGAUGCUUGCUUCCUGCUGAGAGUGAGCACACAAUAUGUCAGGGCUGACCUGAUGACCGACUUUGACGUGUUUCUCCACUGUCCCAGCUCUGUUGGAUAGGACGGCACACCCUCUUACUGUCCCCCCCCCCCCACCCUUUGUCUGCCAUACCGUCCUCCUCCAAAGACCUCUGACCGCCUGGGAUUGAUCGUUACCAGCCCUCCGAGCCCCUCUGCCAACGCGCUGCUUUAAAAAAGGAACAAUGUAUUGCCUACAGUGGCUACUUCCAGUGUUGCUCAUCCCCAAGCCGCUGAACCCAGCGCUCUGGUUCAACCAUUCCAUGUUCAUGGGCUUCUACCUGCUCAGCUUCUUGCUGGAGAGGAAGCCCUGCACCAUCUGUGCCUUGGUCUUUCUGGCCGCCCUCUUCCUCAUCUGCUACAGCUGCUGGGGGAACUGCUUCCUCUACCACUGCCAGGACGCCACACUUCCAGACGCUGCCCACGACCCGGCUAUUAUCGGGACCUAAGAGAGAAA